CGAUUCGGCAUCCUUCGAUAGAAUCGCCUUGACGAGAGAGGAAGAAACGGUGGAGCGACAGAGAUGAGACUUUUAACGCACAACAUGCUCUCCUGCAACAUAAAGGGCGUGACGAACGGUUACCCGCUGCGGCUUGAAGCGGAGAAAUGGACCGAGAAGGAGGUUGACUUCAACGCCAAGUUCCUCCGAGGCAUCUUCCCCAAGAUCGAUUGGCCUGCCCUCGUCGGCUCUGCCCGCUCCCUCGGCUUCAACGAUCUUCUUCCUGAUGAAGCCCCCGACUCGUCCUUGCUCGCUUCUGACGACGACUUGCUCCGACGAUUCCACCACGCGCUUCUCGAGAUCCACGUCGAGGAGGGCGGCCUCGUCUGCCCGGAGACUGGCCGGCGAUUCCCCAUUAACAAGGGAAUCCCCAACUUGCUUCUUCACGAGGACGAGGUUUAGGUCUGAUUCAUCGUUACUGUUUUUGUUUCACGGUUUUAUGGUUUCUGUGUUAAGUACGAGGUUUUUUCUUUUUUUUUGCGUUUGAUUGAUGUGGAGUUAUAUUUGUUAUUACCAUAUUUAUCGGAUUGUCAAUGAAGCUGCUGUUAGUUUAAUUCA
Molecule: messenger RNA, 597 nt
Organism: Dendrobium catenatum
Lineage: Eukaryota; Viridiplantae; Streptophyta; Magnoliopsida; Asparagales; Orchidaceae
Product: multifunctional methyltransferase subunit TRM112 homolog A
Exons: 1
Coding region: 64-441 (125 amino acids)
Biological process (GO): peptidyl-glutamine methylation; rRNA (guanine-N7)-methylation; tRNA methylation
Molecular function (GO): protein heterodimerization activity
Source: RefSeq, a predicted model, not a curated record